This is a messenger RNA of Boeremia exigua, 2461 nucleotides long. Its product is annotated as Transketolase, thiamine diphosphate binding domain-containing protein. Gene Ontology annotation, cellular component: cytosol. NCBI's taxonomy places the organism in Eukaryota, Fungi, Ascomycota, Dothideomycetes, Pleosporales, Didymellaceae. The coding region runs from base 368 to 2461 and encodes 697 amino acids. The record is from RefSeq and is a predicted model, not a curated record. The transcript is spliced from 2 exons. Gene Ontology annotation, molecular function: transketolase activity. Gene Ontology annotation, biological process: pentose-phosphate shunt.
UCUUCUCCGGCGUGGUAUUGCCCCCCGCAUGACGCUUAUAUGGUCUUCGGCACAGAACCCAUCUCUCGGCCGCUCUUGUCUUUGUGUAAGUAGGGCCGCAUCAGAUGCCCGCUGUGUAUGCUUUCUGUCGUAACAACGACAGAAGACGGUUGUGAGAUUAGUGCGAAUCUGACACUUCCGCCGGCCGGCUAUAUGGCUAUCCUGCUGAGUCUUGGCUCCGCCACCACAACCGAGGCCAGGAUCCCGGCCCCGAUGAACACAUGGUCUCAGCCCUAGAGGUAAUGCUGUCCAUGUUCAUUCAGAUAAAGAUAAGUGCGUGCGUGGUUCGCAAUCCAAGCCGUAAGAGCUUCAUCUCUCUCCUUCAGUCAUGAUUUCACACAAUGAAACUCAGCCGACUACGGCGUCACUUGCUAGUGGGCAGGAUGCAGACAAUCAGGCCGUACGAGAAAUAAGGAAACUUGUCAUCGACAUCUGUCGUCAGAACGGCGGAGGGCACGGUGGCUCUGCAAUUGGCAUGGCACCGUUAGCUGUUGCUCUCUGGAAGCACACGAUGCGCUACAACCCGCAGAACUCUGAAUGGUUCGACCGAGAUCGUUUCGUCUUGUCCAACGGUCAUGCAGCUAUGCUGCUGUACACGAUGCUUCACGUGUCUGGCUACCCACACGUCGUUGCUGAUGAGCUGAAGCUCUAUGGCAGUGCAAAGACUGUUGAUCCGGAGACUGGAAAAUGGCUUGCCACCAUUUGCCAUGGUCAUCCAGAAAUCGAGGUGCCAGGAGUCGAAGUCACGACAGGUCCACUUGGACAGGGCGUCGCAAACGCAGUGGGGCUUGCCAUUGCGUCCAAGAACCUGGCUGCAUCCUUCAACAAACCCGACGUGGAGCUCAUCUCCUCUCGUAUCUACUGUGUAACAGGAGACGGAUGCCUCCAAGAGGGUGUUGCCAACGAGGCUAUCGCUAUCGCUGGCCAUUUGAGGCUAGAUAACCUGGUCCUGCUUUACGACAACAACCAAGUGACGUGCGACGGGCCGCUAGACUGGAUUGUAUCUGAAGAUACCAAUGCAAAAGUAGCGAGUAUGGGCUGGAACGUCAUCGAUGUUAUGGAUGGCGAUUCUUCGGUUGGUAGCAUUGUCCAAGCUCUGGCUGAUGCGAAAGAAUACAAAGGCAAGCCGACAUUCAUCAACAUUCGCACAACCAUUGGCCACGGUACCUCGACAGCGGGAACUUUCAAGUCGCACCACGGGACCUAUAGCGACGAAGACGCUGCCAAGUACGCUACAGCUGGAGUCGAGACAAGCCAUACACUAUCCGAGGCUACUCGAAGGUAUUGGCAACAGGCGGGCGAGCAGGGCCGACGAAAGGAAGAAGAGUGGAAACAAAAGCUUGACCGGUAUACGGCCGCGUACCCGGAAUUGGCGGCGCAGCUGCAGCAACGUAUCGAGGGCAAGAUCGACGUGGAAGCGAUUUUGGGGUCUCUUGAAAUUCCGAGGACGGCGACUGCGACGCGACAAUUCAACGGGGUGGUGUUUGGUAAACUCAUGGAGUCGAUACCCAAUCUAUUCGCGGGCGGCGCAGACUUGUGGAACUCGAACCAAAUGGGGGAUCAGUCGGAGCGCAUCUUCGAUGGAGCGCAUCCGGAGGGACGUGUGGUGCGUUAUGGUAUUCGAGAGCAUGCCAUGGCGUCCAUCUCCAACGGGCUCGCUGCGUACUCGCCGGGGUGCUUCCUGCCUGUGACGGCAACGUUCUUCAUGUUCUAUCUGUACGCUGCAGCGGGCGUGCGGAUGGGGGCAUUGAGCGACCUCAAGGUGAUCCACAUUGCGACGCACGACUCGAUUGGCGAGGGCCAAAACGGACCUACGCAUCAGCCGGUGGAGCUGGACUCGCUCUUCCGAGCGAUGCCCAAGCUGCAAUACAUUCGACCAGCCGACAGUGAAGAGGUCAUCGGGGCGUGGAUGGCGGCGAUUGUGGUGGAGCAUGCGCCCAGCAUCAUCUCGCUGGCUCGAGACCCAGGGCUCUCGCUGAUCUCUGGCACGGACCGACACCGGGUUCUGCGUGGCGGCUAUGUGGUGGAAGAAACAGGCGAGGCAGAAGUGACGCUUGUGUCGUGUGGUUCCGAGCUAGAGUUUGCCGUUGCGGCGAGCAAGGAGCUGAACGCGGGGGGGAUCCGCACGCGCGUGGUCAGCAUGCCGUGCAUCCGGCUGUUCGAGGAGCAGCCCGAAGCGUACCAGGACUCGGUGCUGUCGGAGAGCAAACACGUUGUAUCGGUUGAGGCGUAUGUGUCGAGCAUGUGGGCGCGCUUCUGCUCGGCUUCGGUGGCCAUGGAUUCGUAUGGAUACUCGGGAGCGGGACGGGAGAACAUGCGUCGGUUUGGCAUUGACACCGAGGGGGUGGUGCGCAAGGUCAGGGCGCUAGUCGCAGGCGCAAAGACGUCAGGGCCACGCCGGCGGUGGCAGCUGUUGCGGUAG